AUGAAGAUUAUCCUCAAAUCCAUCGGGGGGAAAGAAUACGAGAAGGAGGUGAAGGAGGAUUCUACAAUCUGGGAUAUCAAGAAACUCCUUGAGGAAGACUAUCUACCAGAAAAACUGCAUUUGUGUUACAACGGAUCUAUUUUAGAGGAUGCAAAGACUAUCACCGACCUUGAAUUGAAAGAGAAUGCAGUCCUCAUCAUCGCGGGAAGUAAGAGGAAGAUUCAGAAGCCUGAGCCCAAAACAGACUCUGCCGCGCCCAAGCCAAUUGAAAAGGCAUCAUCUUUGAAUGAACCCAAGACGACCAGCGAAGCGACGACCGACAAAGAAAAUGCAAAGGAAUCUUUGACAGAUGCGAUAACGUCAGAACUGUUUUCUCGUAACACAGGGGGCCCGCAAUUGAACCCAUCAGCGGAAAGUCCGGCGCCCAGUCAAGGGAUUGACACGUAUGGUGUGGACCCCGUACUCAUUGAACAGAUUGUAGCUAUGGGGUUUUCCGACCGCCGGGAGGUGGCAACGGCUCUUCGUGCAGCGUUUAUGAAUGUCGAGCGUGCGGUUGAAUAUCUCUGCACAGGUAUGCCUAGCAGCAGUGUAGAGGAGUCAACUGGGGCAGGGCCCGCUCAGUCUGGAGGGGUACGUGAAUCAAUACCAUCACCAGAUCAACGUGUUCAAGGAGACUCAGACCUUCAAAGAGCGUUGAUGAACAUCCCCCAGUUUGAGGAAAUCCGUGCAGUGGUUCAGGGCAAUCCUCAGGCUUUGGCAACUGUUGUAGAGCAACUUCAAUUACACCACCCAGAGAUUAUUGAGAUGGUGCAACAGAAUCCUGAAGAAUUUAUGUCUAUCAUGUUGGGCAACUCGGUUACAAGAGUUCCAGCAAGUGGCGACGCUUCCACUCCUGCUGUGCUUCCUCUCGGGCCAAACGAGCGGGCUGCCGUCCAGCGCCUCGUCCAGCUCGGCGGUGGUUCGUGGAACGAAUAUGAUGCCAUUGAGGCGUACCGUGCAUGCGAUGAAAAUGAGGAAGCAGCAGCCGAUCUACUGCUAAACAGCUUUUUUGGUGAUUAG
Messenger RNA from Trypanosoma grayi, 1059 nucleotides. RefSeq names its product UV excision repair RAD23-like protein. The record is from RefSeq and is a predicted model, not a curated record. Gene Ontology annotation, molecular function: ubiquitin binding; polyubiquitin modification-dependent protein binding; damaged DNA binding. Gene Ontology annotation, cellular component: cytosol; nucleoplasm. The transcript has a single exon. The coding region runs from base 1 to 1059 and encodes 352 amino acids. Gene Ontology annotation, biological process: proteasome-mediated ubiquitin-dependent protein catabolic process; nucleotide-excision repair. Lineage: Eukaryota; Euglenozoa; Kinetoplastea; Trypanosomatida; Trypanosomatidae.